GGCGCGGUUUUUGUACAGUAAUACAGUGUAAUAGUUAGAGCAUCAAACAUUAUUCUUUGCGUUUACGUUUUUAGAUAGCAUACCUACUUUGGGAGCAUUCGUUUUACAAAUAUCGUGACCAUUUAUUUCAAGAAAACGUGUUGACAACGGUCGUUUACCUGAAAUAUAUGCGUCUUGGAAGGCAAACUUCCUGAAAAUCCACAAAUUGGAUUAAGAAAAGCCGUCUGUCAUAGUUAGCUGCCCUGUUAGCCAGCCACCUAGCUAAAUUAGCUAGCAUCUGUGAGGGAUCAAGUUCUACUCCGUUUCGCCUUGGCAGUUGCACGCAGUAUCAGAUUGUAAUCAUUUUAUUGCAAUAGUCGUUUUUGCUAACCAACCGUAUUGCAUGUUUUCCAGUUUAUGCGAGGUCAGGUAGCCUAGUUACAUAGAGUUCCCAGCUAGCUAACCAGCCAAGCUAUCUUCUAAUAAUCAUGGAGUACCAAGGGGAUAAUCUUUCGUCUAGUAUUCGAGAAAAACUUCAACGGAAGAAGGGGUUCAACGCUGGACUUGGGGGUUCGUCUGGAGGCGAGGAUGGAGAACGUAAACCAAAGUUUCAAUUACACGUUAAAAACAUUAAGGAUGAUGUGCUGGACAGGUUCGCCAGCAUCCGUAUCCCGGGCGCAAAGAAGGAUCGUCCGCACCUCGCCACCGUGAAAAACUCCUCUGAUUGUUCAUCCUCCUCCGCCGCAGAGUUUGAGGAGCUGUCCUCCAAGAUCACCUCAGAGAAGGAGAUCCUUGGCCUCUUCGAGAAGAUGAUGGAGGACAUGAACCUGAAUGAGGACAAGAAGGCCCCGCUGAGAGAGAAAGACCUCAACACCAAGAGAGAGAUGGUCAUCCAGUACAUCAUCACUGCCUCCAAAACAGGCAGCUUGCGAAGCAGCCAUCAGAUCGCCCCUCAGGAGUUCCUGGGGGAGCUGAAGUCAGGGGUGACUGACGAACGCCUCAUGGCCUGCCUCGACUCUCUCCGAGUCUCCCUCACCAGCAACCCUGUCAGCUGGGUGCAGAGUUUUGGCCAUGAGGGACUCGGAUUGCUGUUGGACACACUGGAGAAGUUACUCCACAAGAAGCACCAAGAUAAGCUUGACAGGAAGAGCCAGCAUAAAGUCAUCCAGUGCCUGAAAGCCUUCAUGAACAACAAGUACGGCCUGGAGCGUAUCCUGGGCGAGGAGAAGAGCCUAACCCUGCUGGCUCGAGCCAUAGACCCCACCCAGCCAUCCAUGAUGACUGACGUGGUCAAGCUGCUCUCCGCCAUCUGCAUUGUGGGCGAGGAAAACACUUUAGAGAAGGUCCUUGAAGCCAUCACCACAGCGGGGGAACGCAGGGCCAUCGAGAGGUUCAGCCCCAUCGUGGAAGGACUCCGAGAUCGCUCCGUCCAAUUACAAGUGGCCUGCAUGCAACUCAUCAAUGCGCUGACGACGUCUCCAGAUGAGCUGGACUGCCGGCUCCACGUCAGGAACGAGUUUAUGCGCUCCGGCCUCAGAGAGAUACUGCCGCACCUGGCGGUGGUUAAGAAUGAUGCUCUGGACAUACAGCUCAAGGUGUUUGAAGAGCACAAGGAAGAGGAUAUGCUGGAGUUCUCACACCGGCUGGAGGACAUCAAGAGUGAAAUGGAUGAUGUGGGUGAUGUGUUCAACGUGGUCCAGAGCAUGGUGAAGGACAGUGGGGCGGAGACAUAUUUCCUCUCCAUACUGCAGCACCUCAUGCUCAUCAGGAACGACUACUUUGUCCGGUCUCAGUACUUUAAGAUCAUAGAUGAAUGUGUUUCUCAGAUUGUCCUCCAUCGCAGUGGGACUGACCCGGACUUCACCUAUCGAAAACGCCUCGACGUUGACUUCACACACCUUCUGGAGGUGUGUGUGGACAAGGCUCGGGUUGAGGAGUGUGAGCAGAGAACGGCAGAGUUGGCGCUAAAGUUUGAUGAGGAGUAUCUGGGCCGACAGGAGGCACAGGCUCAGCUCUUGAGUUGUGAGGAGAAGAUCAAUGAACUGCAGGCGGAGCUUCUGGCCUUCAGGUCUCAGUUUGGAGCAGUACCCGUGGGGAUAUCACAGUCCGUGUUCCCUCCCUCCUCCUGCUCCUCCUAUCCCCCUGUGCCUCCCCCUGCUCCCUCUGGUCCAGGAGGCCCCAUGCCACCCCCUCCUCCUCCUCCACCUCUACCUGGCUGUGGACCCCCUCCCCCACCAGGAGUGCCUCCCCCGUUUGGCUGUGCCCCCCCUCCCCCUCCCCUUGGUUUCGGAGGUCUGGGCUCUCCUACCCAUCAUUCCCUGCCUUUUGGCCUCCGGCCCAAGAAGGAGUUCAAGGUUGAGACUUCCAUGAAGCGUUUCAACUGGUCCAAGAUUCGGCCACAGGAGAUGUCUGAGAGCUGUUUCUGGGUGAUAGCUGAUGAGGAACGCUAUGAGAGUCGGGACCUCCUUGACAGGCUGGCUCAAACCUUCGGCUCCUACAGACCAGAAAUGAAAGACUGUGAGGACAGCGAGCCUCCAGAGGCACCACCCAUGCAGGAUGGGCAGGCUCUAGAGGCACAGAGAUCCAUCAAGAAAAGGAUCAAACAGCUGAAGGUGCUGGACCCAAAGAUCGCCCAGAACCUGUCCAUCUUCCUGGGGUCAUUCAGGAUGCCUUACGAGGAGAUCCGACGGGCCAUCCUGGAGGUGGAUGAUGAGCAGCUCACUGAUCCCAUGAUCCAGAACUUGGUGAAACACCUCCCUGAACAGGAGCAGCUCAAUGCUUUGUUGAAGUAUAAAAACGACUACAACAGCCUGUCUGAACCAGAGCAGUUUGGAGUAGUGAUGAGCAGUGUGAAGCGUCUCCGGCCUCGUCUCAACUCCAUCCUCUUUAAGCUGCAGUUCGAGGAGCAGGUCAACAACCUCCGGCCAGACAUCAUGGCGGUUAACGCCGCCUGUGAAGAGGUGAGGAAGAGCAAGGCCUUCAGCCAGCUGCUGGAACUGGUUCUCCUGAUGGGGAACUACAUGAACGCCGGGUCCCGCAACGCACAGAGCUUCGGCUUCGAUCUCAGCUCGCUGUGCAAGCUGAAGGACACCAAGUCAGCUGACCAGAAGACUACGCUGCUCCACUUCCUGGCGUCCCUGUGUGAGGAGGACUUUCCCGAGGUCAUCAAGUUCUCGGAUGACCUGCAGCACGUGGAGCGGGCCAGCAGAGUGUCAGCGGAGGCCCUGGAGAAGAACCUAGCUCAGAUGGAGCGACAACUGGUCCAACUGGAAAGAGAUCUGGAUACAUUCUCCUCUCCUGAUGACCCUGAUGACCUCUUUACCAGCAAGAUGACCAGCUUUGCCAGGUUGGCCAGAGAACAGUACCACAAGCUGCGGAUCAUGCAUGGCAACAUGGGAACCCUUUACCAGAACAUGGUAGAGUACUUCGCCAUUGACCCUAAGAAGACCUCCGUUGAGGAGCUCUUCACAGACCUCAGCAACUUCAGAACCAUGUUUGUGCAAGCGUUAAAGGAGAACGGCAGAAGGAGAGAGGCUGAGGAGAAGCUGAGGAGAGCGCGGGUGGCCAGGGAGAAGGCGGAGCGUGAGAAGCAGGAGAGACAGCAGAAGAGGAGACUGGUGGAGGUUAAUGCUGAGAACAGUGAUGAGACAGGAGUGAUGGAUAGUUUGCUAGAGGCGUUGCAGUCUGGAGCAGCAUUCAGAGACCGUCGGAAGAGAGCGCCCCGGCCUCGAGAUGAUCGGACCUUCAUCAGUCCCAGUUCAUACCGUCAGGUUCUGAGGCCUUGUAAUCAUGAAAACACAAAGACACCCUUACAAAGGUCGCGGUCCCGGCAGAAUAUCAAUGUGAGUUCAGCGGCGAUGUCGGCCGUCGCCUGGAGAGGAGCUCCGCCUGCCAGGGAGUCUCGUUACAACACCGAGGGACAUCCAUCUGACACUACAGGGUUUACCGCGGCCAGGAGCAGGGGCCCGCCACGCAGAGAGCCCGGGGGGUGCAGGCCCAUCGGCCUGGACCGGGAGAGGGGGAGGGAGAAAGACGGGGGGGAGGAGAAAGGGAGGGAGAAGGAGAGAGAGGUGCAAGGAGAGAGAGAGCCCCCGGUAACCUGUAUCACCAACACCAACGGAGACUCUGAUGUGGAAUCCCUGCUGGCCAGACUGAGAGCUCUGUGAUUGGUCCCCGUCCAAGCCCGCCAUUAUAUCAGCCACACCUCCAGAUCUGGCUGAAUCUAACACGCACUCCGACACACACUUCCAGCCACGCCUCUCAAGAAAUGAACAGACCCCAGCCAGCACCUCGUAACAGUUUGCUCCUGAACCCCUCAAGGAGCAGACCACGGCGGGCCGCCUCUUUACAGCGACACACAUCUCCCUCUCCUCUCCAAAGUGACACAAUUAACCUUCUCCAGACUCCUGCUCCACUGACCUUUCUCUCCCAAGUCAGUGGAAGAAAUAACAAACUAUUAAAAUGCCCUUUUUUUUUUUUUUUUUUUUGCAGAGUAUGUGGAAGUGGACACCAAGGGUCCGGAAAUAGCAAUGUUUUUGUCGUUGUGAGACACAAUAAAGCUGGAUUCAUGUCAUUAACACAGGACUGCCAAGACGUGGGUCCUUCUCGGCUCAUUCUGGAGAGACUGUUGUCUGGUUCCAGUAUUGAUGGUCAUUUCUGUUCACUUGCACUCUGCUUAGUAUUUAUUGCUUGUUUGUUGUCUUAAUGUGUUGCAUCACACGCUCUGGCUUUGGACCAUGUAGUAUCAAACAUUUUCACUUUUCUUUUUAUAUUCAUAUCAACUGAAUUCUAGUAGGAGGGGUCCUUUAAAGUUUAUUUGCUUUUUUGUCAGAUCAUUGGUUUUCUGGUUUUACAUUUUCUCUGUUCAUUCCUCAUCCAUUUUAAAGGUUUUAUAGUGGGAUCUUUCUAUGCAAGACCUCUAAAUACAAAUGAAUGUUCACAUCUAAUAUAUAUAUGUACACUUUAUAAAUAUAAACUAUUUUAUCUUAAUGCUCAACCAGCAGCAUGAAGUGGUUGUCUUUUUCUAUUUGGGUUUUCCUUUCUGCUUGUGUCAAUGUGUUUCUACACUAAAAUCUCUAAUGUAUUUUGAUUAUUUACUUGUAUAAUGGACCAUUUCAUCUGUUUGUCUUUGUGUCUGAGUGGGAGGGAGUUCAAUCUGCAUCUGGAUCUGAAAUGCUGAGAUGGACUGACAGACAGAUGGAUGACAUCACUGUCAGUGCGAAUAACUGUCUCCACAUCAGUACCAUGUCAUUUCAUCCAAAUGCCUCAAUUUGAGGGAAGAUCAUGAUCUCCAAUUCUCUCUGAUUCUGUGAUCUACAACUCUUUCUGUCUCUGAUUCUAUUUCUGUGAUCUACAACUCUUUCUCUGAUUCUAUUUCUGUGAUCUACAACUCUCUGAUUCUAUUUCUGUGAUCUCCAACUCUCUGUCUCUGAUUCUAUUUCUGUGAUCUACAACUCUUUCUCUGAUUCUAUUUCUGUGAUCUACAACUCUCUGAUUCUAUUUCUGUGAUCUCCAACUCUCUGUCUCUGAUUCUAUUUCUGUGAUCUACAACUCUCUGUCUCUGAUUCUAUUUCUGUGUUUUUCUUGUUUUCUAAAAAUAUGUUAUCGUAUUUCUAGGCUUCUACACAUCCUUUGUUUAGUUGGAAAAUACACAUUUUAUAGGAACAUUUCUAAUAAAAAUGAAAUAUGUUUGUCAUGUUUCUGUGUGUGUAUCCGGGACGGUCUUCUCUAUGUACAGACACUGAAUUUAUUUCUAUUUAAAAACAUUUGCCCUUCAAUUCCGCACAACACACAGAUGGUUUUCCACUUAAAAGAAGUUAUAAACCUUGCAUUCCAGAGAGAGA
Messenger RNA from Esox lucius (northern pike), 5822 nucleotides. RefSeq names its product protein diaphanous homolog 3. Gene Ontology annotation, biological process: actin cytoskeleton organization; actin filament polymerization. Gene Ontology annotation, molecular function: small GTPase binding; microtubule binding; actin binding. The coding region runs from base 468 to 4145 and encodes 1225 amino acids. Lineage: Eukaryota; Metazoa; Chordata; Actinopteri; Esociformes; Esocidae. The transcript has 32 exons. Gene Ontology annotation, cellular component: actin filament; cytoplasm. The record is from RefSeq and is a predicted model, not a curated record.